Molecule: messenger RNA, 6337 nt
Organism: Colossoma macropomum (tambaqui)
Lineage: Eukaryota; Metazoa; Chordata; Actinopteri; Characiformes; Serrasalmidae
Gene: ablim2
Product: actin binding LIM protein family, member 2
Exons: 24
Coding region: 702-2459 (585 amino acids)
Biological process (GO): cytoskeleton organization; lamellipodium assembly
Cellular component (GO): actin cytoskeleton
Molecular function (GO): actin filament binding
Source: RefSeq, a predicted model, not a curated record
ACGGGUGGAGAAAAAAAGGUUGUACAUCACGCUGCUGCAGCUCAGUGCGAGGACAGAGUCACCUCAGAGACUCACACUGAGAGUCCAGUCUGAGGAAGAUGCAGCAUACUUCUCCACCACAGUGACUUACAACCUGGAUAUUCGAGCAGUAGACCCACAUUUCCUACUGGAUAUAUAACUGAGACCUGACGUGGAAGAAGAAAGACCAUGCCUGAGGAAAAAGCAGUCGGAAAGACGCCCCUCAUACUGACAGCAGCAGCAGUAAACAAACCUGACUGCCCAGUGCUCCUCUUCACAUGAAACAGAAGACCUGGACACACCGCAGCCUGACAGUACAACGCCACCACAUCUAACGGACUUAAUAACAAACAUUUCAGCAGCAGGCGGUGCACGGUCCCCUGGAGCAGUCUAAGGGGCCGCCCCAGAGCGGGCCCAUUCUGUGUCAGAACUGUGGCAAGGCCUGCAAGGGGGAGGUGCUGCGAGUGCAGAACAAACACUUCCACAUAAAGUGCUUCGUCUGUAAAGUGUGUGGCUGUGACCUGGCACAGGGAGGGUUUUUCGUACGGCAGGGCGAGUAUAUUUGCACUCUGGAUUAUCAGCGUCUAUAUGGCACCCGCUGCUUCAGCUGUGAGCAGUUUAUCGAAGGGGAGGUGGUGUCCGCUCUGGGCAAGACGUAUCACCCACGCUGCUUUGUGUGUGCUAUGUGCAAACAGCCGUUUCCUGCAGGCGACCGUGUGACGUUUAAUGGGAAAGAGUGCAUCUGUCAGAAAUGCACUCAGCCUCUCCCUGCCAACAGCCCAGCACCCGUUCAGGCUGUUCAUAAUUGCUGUGGCUGUGGUAAGGAGUUUAAGAAUGAGCAGUCUUUGGUGGCACUGGAUAAGCACUGGCAUCUUGGCUGCUUCAAGUGCAAAGUCUGCAAUAAAGUACUCAAUGCAGAGUACAUCAGCAAGGAUGGAAUUCCAUACUGUGAGAUGGACUACCACGCGAUGUACGGCAUCCAGUGUGAGAACUGCAAGAAGUACAUCACAGGGAAAGUCCUGGAGGCUGGAGAUAAACACUACCAUCCCACAUGUGCCAGAUGUGUGCGCUGUGAGCAGAUGUUUGGAGAGGGGGAGGAGAUGUACCUGCAAGGUUCUUCCAUCUGGCACCCUCCUUGCAGACAGGCAGCACGUAUGGAGGAGAAGAGUAAGAAACAGGUGCGGAUACAGCUCAAUGACCUGCGUCUCAAUGUACCUGAGCAGGUGACCAGGACCUCCUCUGAGAGCAUCACCUCCGCUCCUGCCUCCAGUGCAUCUGGAUCUCCUAGCAGAGUUAUCUAUGCAAAGCUGGGUGAUGAAUUCCUGGACUAUAAGGACCUUGCGGCUCUUCCUAAAAUAAAGGCAAUCUAUAACAUCGACAGACCUGACAUGCUCUCCUACUCUCCUUAUGUCAGCUACCCUGCAGAGGAGAGGACUUAUGGAGAGUCACCCCAGUUGCUCACCCCUACUCCAACAGAGGGAGAUGGGGAAAAAUCACCCCGUCAGAGGAGACCCUCAAGCCCCAGCUCCAAUAGCUCUUUGGGUGGCUAUGGCCGCUACACCCCCUCUCGCUCACCCCAAACAUACAGCAGACCAGAACAAUAUCUGAGCAGUAGAUACACCCCACAACCCGGAAGUUCCAACUCGCUGCCCGUGUACACUGCGGGUAGGUAUGGUGGCCACUGUAGUCCCAGGGACUCCUCUUCACUGCCCAGUGGUGGUAGAAAUACUCCACAGGCAGGGAGUGGGGGUGUGGCUCUCCCCUUAAACCCCACCACCCUGGCCAUGCUCCAACAGCACAACUACAUCCCCUACUUCAGAGGUAGUGAAAGUGGCCGCAGUACCCCCAGCCUCUCCACCUACUCCGAUGGCAAAUCCCCCUCUUCUACAUACGUGGCUGCACCUAAGCAUUUCCACAUACCAGAUACUAAAGCCAAAGAUAAUAUCUAUAGAAAACCCCCUAUCUACAAACAGCAUGCCUCCAGAGCAUCUUGGCAAGAUGGGGAUGACCCAGACAGAAAGACCAGAACUAGUUGGACGAUUCUAAAGAGUGAGAUUGAUGGACAGUCACCAGACAUUGACCCCAGGACUUCCACCCACAGCCUGCCCACAGACAUGUCUCAGCCCAAUUUCCCCUACAAUAAGUCUGCCUCUCUGCCGGGUUAUGGGCGAAACGGCAUCUACAAGGCAGCUGAUCUUGGAGAAGAUGAUCAUGACUCCAACUGGGGCGCAAUGAGAGAGUAUAAGGUAUACCCAUAUGACAUGCUGGCUGUGACCCAUAGAGUCAGAGUGAAGCUACCGCGUGAUGUCGACCGCACCAGACUAGAGAGGCACUUGUCACCAGAGGAGUUCUUCCAGGUUUUUGGGAUGACCAUUGAACAGUUUGACCGCUUGGCUUUGUGGAAGCGAAACGACUUGAAGAAAAGAGCACGCUUGUUCUAAAGUCCCCCCGGCGAACUGCUCUACUCAUCUGGCCUGCGUAUAUGGAGAGAUGAGGGAAAAAUAAAAUUAUAUAUGCACUUCCGUUCUGCUGCAUACUUGCUGUCAUCUCAUCUCACGCUGAAGAAGAGAGGAGCGUGCAGGACACUGUCACUUUUGCAGCCACAGUGUUAGCCACCUAGCUUUGUGUACAAAUGCAACACUAUACGUGUCUGAAUGUUGUUCAAACAGGGAGGGAGGAAAGAGUGUGGACUCUAUACGCCUCUGCUUCUGUCUUUGGGCUGUCUCUUUCUUGCUUAUCUUUGUGAUACAUGCAUUCUGGGCUUUAGAAUAUAAGCCACUUUCUCUACGUUUUUAUACCGUUGGAAACCAUGCCUGUCUUAUCUGUGUUUGUGUGUAUGCUAGUGCGUUGCUUCAGUGUGUUCUUCUCUUUUUAAUGCUGUCAGAUUGUCCAGGUUCUUUGUUUGCUCUAAUGAAAAAAAAGCUUUGAAUUUAUUUGAUUGAAAUGUGUACAUCAUUGCCGCAUGAAUAUAUAUUACAACACAAUUGUUUCAGUUUUGCUAUGUUUGGCAGUAAUUGUGUUGAUGUAAUAUGUCUUAUUGGUGUGGAAUCCUCUGUAUGUACACAUUUGAAUUAUGCACUGUAAAAAAGGAUUUGUUGUUAACUUAAAAAGGUAAGUAAUAUGGCUGUAAGGUAGUCUCAGUUUGCAGAUGCAUUUGUUUUUUCUGCAAUUAGUUUGGAAAAUUGCCUUCUGCUAGACUUCAUGCUAAAACAGUGGUGAUUGAUUGGUUAUUUUACAUGCCAGUCAAAUGGCCCUUUCCUGUCAAAGUAGGCGAUUCCUGGCCAUGUUAUGCCACAAAAUACAUGGGAUACAAGAGAACCUGACCUUGUUAACUUAAAUGUUUGAGGUCAGUGAACUCAAAAUCCUACCAGGUUAACCAGGUUACAUAAUUUUUCAAGUUAAAAACUCACAUAGUUUUUAGUGUGGCUUGCAAUAAUUUCUGAAUAACAUGAAAUUCUAGCUUAGCAAGGUAGCAGUUAGAACUGUUUCUACUGAUUUCAACUUAAAUAACUUUCACAUAGUGUGGUGACAUAAAUAUAUGACGCACUGUAGUUGUGCAUCUCUCACUAAAGAAAAGCCACCCAGCUGAAAUCGAGGUUUUUGUUGGUUCUGCUGUGUGGUUAUAAAUUUAAUUUAUCUGCUAAUUUUUAAAACAAGCAGGCUUAAUCAGAAAUUGGUGGGGCAUCACCCUUUUACUUUAAAAAGUGGUAGAAUGCCAGCUAGCUUGCUGAUCCAAGAGCAAACUAAAAAACAACUUUUUGAGGCAGCCAGGUUAACCUACUUUUCAAGAUAAAACCAUUUUUACAGUGUUUAAAUUCAAUGAAUCACCUUUUACAGUGGUUUAUCUUUAUAUGUCUGCGUCAGAUGUCUUCUUCGGUCUGUUUCUCCUCUAAACUGUCUGUUGUCCUCCAUUCAUUUUUGCUUGCCCCUCUCUUCCUCUGCUUCCUCAACACAUGACUCAGUUACAGCUUGGUGUGUGAUACUUAUCGUGCUAUUUGGAGCUCGCUGGAAGCUCAUUCAAUCCUCUGGGGCUUCAGCAUGAAUGAGCCAAAGACUCUGCCUCAGCCUCGGCCAGCCAGAGCAACAGGUCAACCGUGUUUAGGUCAACACAACAGUGCACCUUAUACUGCGUUCUUUCUGCCUGCCUUGCCAUCGCUCCCUUUGCUAACAGUUGGAACAUGCCUCAGCCUGUUGCUUUUGCGUGUCUUAUUUUGGAGUGUCCUCACUGUGAGAUUUAGUUUGCAUCAAAAUCACGAUGAAUCAAUAAGCUAAAUAUGAUUUUUCAUGCAUUAAUAUCCCUUAUUAUUUAAAGGCAUAAACAUCAGAUUCAUAUUAUCAAAUGUUAUGGCCACACUGUAGCCUUUUUGAUUACAUUUAACACAUAUAACAUAUAAUGCACUUAAAACUUAUUUUUCUACUCUACUUCUGUCUCCUGCGAAGCUCAUGAAACACUUUAUCACAGUUUGCGUAUGACUGCAGCAUUGACUUUAGCAUGGAGACAUGCCAAGGUUGUAGCAUUUAGCCGCGCUAACCUACGCAGCACUUGUAACGCAUGUGGUUCAGUGAUGCUUCACUGAAAACCAAAUACAGUUGAGUUUCGUUUUCUCUGGUUCUGAAUAAAUGUGUGUACAUACAAUAUAUAAAUACCUGGAGCAGUUGCAGUGCCGCUUUGUUGGCAUGCACUGUAUGCAGUUGAAAUUAUAUUAGUCAUAACGAGUACUCUAGUAUCUCCUCAUACAUGGGUGGUUUGGUUUUGCUUUGCAUUGUGAACCAGAUUUACUGCAGCCUUUAUCACAUUUUAAUGUGUGAACAUGAAGAUGAACUUCAUUUUCCAGUCAUUCGUUAUGUUUUGGAAAUUGCAAUUGCAACCAAAUGUAACAUGGACUAAAGGCAUUUGUGCAUUUAGUCCCAUGAAUGUGGCAAAUGUGAUGUGAGAUUGUAGUUUAAGUAACAACAGCCCAUCUAAAGCAGCAGUAUCAGUUCAGGUACUGUGGACAGAAUCUUAUCAGAUACUAUCGAGUAAUACAAACCAACCUGGCUCACCAAUGUUUUCUUUUAAAAUGAUAAAAGACAUUUUUCUUCUUUUCUCGAAUUCUAACCUGUUAAAUCCAGAUGUAUAAGAUAAAGGUUCUAUAGGCACGUUUAGUGUCUCAUUUAUUGAAUAUCUUCAUACAUAACUUCUAUAUCUUGUUCUAUAUCAUAAAAUCUUUAUGUUUUAAUAUAUUUUAUUGCACAACAAGGCAAUACACUAUCCAUUGCAUUUAUUUAACGUUACUGUAGAAUGUGCACAAGCAGCUUAUAUGUGAACAUUUUUCAUGCAGUCAUAUCUGGGUUUCGCCAAUCAUGCCAAAGUGUUCCACUCACAUGGUCGGACAUAUCUCUCAUUUUUAGUAUAUUUGUGUGCACAUGCAUACGCAUGCAUAACCGGAAGGCUUCCCCAAUGGACCAUGCUGGGUUGGGUUGCAUGGAAAUUCUGCUUUAGUCUUAUUUGAACAGCUGUAGGCGCUUGUGUUUGUGUGUGUAUGUGUAUGUGUGUCAGCAUCCGUCUCUGGGAACGCGUCGGUGGAUCACGUAAGAUAAGUCAAGUACAGAUCUUCAGGCUGCUUCAUUGUUGUUCUCUCCUUGAAAAAACAGUGAAAAUCAGAACCGGGCUUGUCCCACAGCCGAUCAGCUCAUAGAUCUGCUUGCUUUGGUCGAGUCUGUGUUUUAUGAUACUCUGGUUUGCUUUUGAAUUCAACCACCCAAUGAUGUAAUCAGCAAUUUUAUUUUGUUUUUGUGAUAGAAAACUUCAUGUAAUAAAAAAAAGUCUAUCUGAGUGUGUGAAAGUGAGAUAUUGGAGAGUGGCCUAAAUGAGCUGUGAUCAGGCAAUUUUAGAGGCCAGUGUAGCCACAUUGCUGAUUAUGGUUCAUACCUUGGAGUGAAUAAGUUUAGCCAAACUAUGUUUUUUAUUUGUAAGUUUGGGACUUUUUUCUUCUUCUUCUUUUCUUUGUAAAAGUGUAUUUGUUUUGCAAAACAUGUUGAAUGUAACACAAAAAAGACAGAGUUGCCAACCAGUAAAAUUUGUUUGGGUUUUUUGUUUAUUUGUUUGUUUUUUUGUGCUGUGUAUGAAUUAACACCUGCAUAUCCUCAGAUAUAAAUCUAGGCCAAUGCUGUCAUUUUGAUGUAGUUGUGGCUGAGCAAAAGUUAUAGAUUUGGGGAAAUGUGAAGGUUUAAAUCUAUACUGUUACUAAGCCUUAAUGGCUUUUUGUCUUCAUUUGCUUUGCUGGUUUGCAAAAAGUACUGAUGUUCAUCUUUCAAUAAAUGUUUCAUUCGGCUAGUU